This is a messenger RNA of Leptinotarsa decemlineata (Colorado potato beetle), 2098 nucleotides long. RefSeq lists its product as uncharacterized. The record is from RefSeq and is a predicted model, not a curated record. NCBI's taxonomy places the organism in Eukaryota, Metazoa, Arthropoda, Insecta, Coleoptera, Chrysomelidae.
GUUGCUAUCAAAAUAAUGGACGUGAACCAGAUUAAAGAAGACUAUGUUAUCCGCAACCUUUGUCGAGAGGCUAAGAUAAUGUCGAAACUGAAUCACCCCUGUAUAGUUGCGUUGUUCCAAACCAUGCAGAGAUCCGACAAUGUGUAUUACCUAGUAACUGAGUUGGUGUCUGGUGGUGAUCUUUGCACUUUCGUCAAGAGUCAACAGGAAGGUCGUUUAGAAGAGAGACCUACCAGAAUGUACGGCAGACAAUUCGCUUCUGCUUUGUCACAUAUGCAUGGGCAAGGAAUUGUUCACAGGGACCUGAAGAUGGAGAACGUGAUGUUGAACCCGUCUCGGCAGCAGAUAAAAAUCGUCGAUUUCGGGCUGAGCAACGUGUGGAGUGCCUCUAGUCCGCUCCGGACCCACUGCGGCUCCCCCGAGUACGCGGCUCCAGAGCUCUUCGUUACCGGAAAGCAGUACGGCGCUGAAGUGGACCUCUGGAGCCUGGGCAUCAUUCUUUAUGGUAUGGUCCUGGGGCAGUUGCCUUUUGUCACAAGUCGUUCGGGUCAAGUGACGUCACAAGAACGUCGAAAAAAACUCGUGGCUCAAAUCAACAGAGGACUGGCCAGUGUCCACAGAAGAGCUCUAUCUACUUUCUCUUCUGAAUUUCGAAGCCUCAUGAACAGGCUUUUGGUGGCUGACGCUGCAAAGAGGAUAACCGUCAAGGAGCUGGUGGUUCAUCCCUGGAUAACGGAAAAGGGAAAGAAAAUGAUCAGGUCGAACCCUUUGAAAACUUUGGAGCCAGUAAGAAGGAAUAAGAUCAUCAUGGAGAUUGGCACUUUGCUCCAGCUAGAUUCUAACGCUGUCAACUCGUGCAUCUCCCAAGAUCCCUUGGGAAAAAUUGGCGGUAUGUUCAACAUACUCCAAAGGAGAUAUCAGAUGAGUCAGCUCACUGGAGACGGAGUUACAAGAGUUUUGCCUUCUUUGACACUUUUGGAACUUGCUGAUCUCACGAAAAAUAUCGGAAAAGAAAAGAAGAUAUACACCGCCAGAUCGUCCACUUACAAAAACUCCCCGAGUAUGAUGCCGAAUCGAAAUAUUGAUUUCUGUACUCCCAGAAUGAUCAGACUCGAAAAAACGCUGAAGCCCGUUAUGAGUUCACCUAAUGAGCAGAUUGCGAAGAACAAACUUCAACAACAAAUGAAAUCGAAGAAGGAUCCAUCUUCCCAGAAAACCAGGCCAAAUACUGUACAGACCACCAGCAACCAACAAAAAAAUCGGCCUGCUUUAGAUUACAGAGUCAUCAAGUCCCCCAGCUUGAGAAGGAAAGCUUAUUCUGCUACUAUAACUCCUAAAUCGAAUCGCACUUUCUCCCCUGGAGGGGAAGGGGUGUUGAGAAAUCGCCCGUCCCCUGCAGGAGAGAGGAAAGUCAGAGAGGAAGUUCCGAAGCCCAAAGAAGCAAUCAAAGUUUCUCCAGAAGCGGUACCGAAGCCAAAGAAGGAUGUGUUAGAAUUGCUGCAUUUGAAUGGUGUGAAAAAAGUUGGGGUGCCUCAAGGAAGUAAGUCGAUGCUGGCCCAAAACAUGAGGCAGGAUCAUCCUAAAGUCCGUCAGACAGCUCCGGAGAAUAUCCGAUGUAGAUCUGAACAAUCGCAAAGCAGAAGACGUCCAGUUACGGGGGCGCUUCAACAAAUACUGGAGAGGUCGUUGAAAAACGCAGGAGUGACGCUGAGCGAGGGCAAUCCAAAACCUGUGGAUAAAAUAGGAAAUGUGAGAAACAUUCAUUACCACCAACCCCAGUUACCUAGCAAACAUUGGGAAAGGUCACCUUUAGCAUUCGGAGAUAGCAGUUCCCGAGCUGUAACAGCACCCCACACCCAAGUCAGAAAAAGCACCAUCUAUGAUCCUAUUGCCAAGUCGAUAGCGGACUACGUCACUAAUAACGUUCCUGAAAAAUUACAUCAGUUUCCUUGGUUUAAAAAAUGAGCAAGAAAACGUCUACUGGAAUAUAAAUAGGAUCGCACGUAAAUAAGAAUCAUUGUAAAAUAAAUAAUGAAAUGUCAUAGUGAAUGAGCUAUUUUAUUUCUGUCAUGUCAAUAAAAGGAAUCGGUUACUUUUG